This is a messenger RNA of Oreochromis aureus, 1086 nucleotides long. RefSeq names its product alkB homolog 6 (gene alkbh6). Lineage: Eukaryota; Metazoa; Chordata; Actinopteri; Cichliformes; Cichlidae. The record is from RefSeq and is a predicted model, not a curated record. Bases 138 to 842 code for a protein of 234 amino acids. The transcript has 2 exons.
AAAAGGUCGACGCUUCUUUCUCUUCCGGACAUUUUAUUUCGGUGCACAAACGCGUUAUCGCGGAUGGAGUCGGGCUGUUGGAAUUUUACCUGAAGAAACGGAAUUUUCAUCAGAUUAUUUAUGUCUAACCAGGAGGCAUGGAGCGCCCAGCAUGUAUUUUGGAGGAGUUGAAGCAGUUUGUUGUAAGCGAAGCUCCGCCCACAGCGUAUUAUGUUCCAGAUUUCAUAUCCGAGGACGAGGAGUCGUACCUACUUCAGCAGGUCUACAGGUCUCCAAAGACUAAGUGGACUCAGCUGUCGGGCCGGAGGCUCCAGAACUGGGGGGGGUUACCGCACCCCAAAGGCAUGCUGGGAGAGCGGCUUCCCGAUUGGCUCCAGACGUACUGUGAGAAGAUUUCGUCUCUGGGCGCGUUCAGUGGGAAAACGGCCAAUCACGUGCUGGUGAAUGAGUAUAAACCAGGAGAGGGGAUCAUGCCCCAUGAGGACGGGCCGCUGUACCACCCCACUGUCACCACCAUUAGCCUGGGCUCUCACACCCUGUUGGACUUCUAUACGCCGCUCAGCAGCGCUGAGGGCGCCACACCACAGACAGAGGAGAGCCGCUUCCUGUUCUCGCUUCUGGUGAGGCCACGAAGCCUUCUCAUCCUGCAGGAUGAAAUGUACCAGCGCCUCCUUCACGGCAUCCACGGGCGCGAGCAGGACACGCUGACCAAGAAGGUGGUGAACCUGUCUGCCGCUGGGGCGGAACCGGGCGAGGACCUGAACCGAAGCACCAGGGUGUCUCUGACCAUACGGCACGUGCCCAAGGUCAUCAAGACGAAGCUGAUGCUGGGAAAGAGAUGAAGAGCGAUAGAGCCGACACUACAGCACAGUGAUGGAGUUUUAGUUCAGAUGGAUUCACUGAGUUAAUAUUAAACGGAUUUUAGCAUCUGUGUGUAAAACGACCAGAACUGAUCACCAUUGAGUCUUUAAGUUUUAUGUUUUAAUCAAUUAUUCUGAUCCACUUUCACACAUGGAAUAAUUUAUUUGGAGUUCAUCAGAUGUUUGUUUAUGUGACAGAUGAAAAUAAAUACGACCAUAAGCGGUG